AUGGUUUUUGAAGAGAAGCACAAAAGUUUGCUUCUCAUGACUAUUGUUACGCUUUCACUCACAGCCUCUCGUCUUUCUAUAAUACAACAUGCUCUUACUCAACUUCAAAUUCUUGCUUCGCGUUUCUUAUCACCUCCCCCGCAUAGAAAACUUCACACCAAACAGAUUCACGCCGAGAUAGAUACAAAACGAGAAAAGAAAUAUUGUUUCCAAACAAAACCAAAUGUAUUUACUCCAUUUCGGAAUUGUUUCAUUCAUUUAAAGAAAAAAAAACCAGCUCAAGUUGUGAUCAACUCACGCGAUAAGAAGAGCAAAAAAAUGAGGGAUAGAGAAACAAAUUAUGCUUUCCCAGAUUUGAUGUUCUUCACCGACAUGCUGCUCGCUCAUUCUGAAAUAUUAAAAAUCUUCCACUCUGACGACUUUUUUUUCACUUAG
This is a messenger RNA of Clunio marinus, 435 nucleotides long. The record is from the annotation of a GenBank genome assembly. NCBI's taxonomy places the organism in Eukaryota, Metazoa, Arthropoda, Insecta, Diptera, Chironomidae.